UACUCAAACGUUGAAUUUGUGUUUGCUAUUUGAUUGUUUAACUAUUUAUACGCUUACGAAGAAGAAGAACAACAACAUGUCCUUUUCCAAAGCAAAAUUGAAGCGUUUUAAUGAUGUGGAUGUGGUUUGUGGUUCGCCAGCUGGCGCGCUGGGCAACUCGAACAGCUCAGCAGGCUCAGCGGGCAGUGCCACGCCUACAACAACAGCAGCGACUGUAGCUGCGCCAGCACCAGAGCGUAAAGAGCAAAUUGAAAAGUUCUUUAAGGAUGCAGUGCGCUUUGCUUCGAGCUCCAAGGAGGCCAAAGAGUUUGCUAUACCCAAAGAGGAUAAAAAGUCAAAGGGGCUGCGACUGUUUCGCACGCCUUCGUUGCCGCAGCGGCUGCGCUUUCGUCCAGCUGCAAGUCAUGCAGCGGAUGCGUCCACAGCAAGCGGCGCCUCCACAGCAGCGUCCACACCGCUGCACUCGGCAACAACAACGCCGGUGAAGGAAGCCAAGUCAGCUAAUCGUUUGAAGGGCAAGGAAGCGCUGCAGCAGGAAAUACGCAACAAGAAUGAGCUGAUUGAAAGCUAUCUAAGUCAGCUGGAUGUGGUGCGUAGACAUGUGGAGCAGCUCAAGGAAGCGGAGCAGCAAAUGCGUGCGGAGCAAGAGCAAACCAAUGCCAAGACAGAUCAGAUGAUACAAGCGCUAACUGGCGAGAAUUCGCAGCAGCGUGAGCACUGCAACAAGCUGGAGGAGCAGCUGGCACAGCUAAGCGAGCAGCAUGAGCAGCAAGUGGAGGUGCUAAUGGCUGAAAGCGAAGCCUACAAACUGUCCAAUGAGCAGCUCCAAGCGACUGUGGCGGCAACAAACGAAAUGAGCGACAAGCAGCAGCAGCAGCUAAAGCAGCAAAUGAAUGAAAUGCAGACGCAGAACGCGCAAUUGCUGGAGCAAGUGCAGCAGCUGCAGCAGCAAAUAGAGCAGGACGCUUUGUCGUAUGGCCAGGAGGCAAAGGUAGCGCAAACCGAGCUCGAGUGUUUGCGUGUGGAGCGCAAUACGCUGAAGAACGAUUUGGCCAACAAGUGCACGCUCAUCCGAACGCUGCAGGAUGAGCUGCUGGACAAGAGCUGCGAAAUUGAUGCGCACUGCGAUACCAUUAGGCAGCUGUGCCUGGAGCAGGCGAAGCACACCGAGCAGCAGCAGGCAGUGGCCAAAGUGCAGCAGCAGGUGGAGAAUGAGCUGGAGAGCGCAGUGGAGCGUGAGAAGAGCUACUGGCGUGCGGAGCUGGACAAGCGUCAAAAGCUAGCGGAGAACGAAUUGAUUAAAAUUGAGCUGGAGAAACAGGAUGUGAUGGUGCUGCUGGAGACCACCAACGAUAUGCUGCGCCAGCGCGACGAGAAGCUGCAAAAGUGCGAGGAGCAGCUGCACAAUGGCAUCGACUACUACAUACAACUGAGCGAUACGCUGCAGCAGCAGCUGGUGCAGCUCAAGCAGGACAUGGCCAAGACCAUAACCGAGAAGUACAAUUAUCAGCUGACGUUGAAUAAUACGCGCUCCACAGUCAACAUAUUGAUGGAGCGUCUGAAGAAAUCCGAUGCAGAUGUGGAGCGCCAGCAGUCAGAGCUGGAGUCAGUGCAGCUGGAAAAGGGCGCACUGGAGCAAAGUUAUUUAACGCUGCAGUCCGAUGCUGCGGCGCUGCGUCAGCAGCUCAGCGACACGCAGUCCACGCUGGAGCUGCUGCGCGCCUCUUCGAGUCAGCUGCAGUCAGAGGAGCGCAUCGAUGGCGACGCGCAGCUGGCGCACUACGCCGAAAUGUACAGCGAGCUGAAGCGCAAGGACGAAACGCGCGAACUCUACAUGGCGGACAUGAAGAAGGCGCUGGAUGAGUUCGCCACAGUGCUGCAGUUUGCGCAGCUGGAGCUGGACAACAAGGAGCAGCUGCUGCUCAAAGUGCGCGAGGAAUGCGAGCAGCUCAAGCUGGAGAACAUUGCGCUAAAGUCGAAGCAGCAACCCACAGUGGCUAUGCUAACGCCCAGCAAAUCAAAGCUCAACACAACAGAUCUAGAAAAAAUUGAAGAUUUGCUUAUCGACUCGGAGCUGCGUGCUGAGUGCGACAAGAUUACCAGCUGGCUGCUCAACUCCAGCGAGAAGUGCGUGCGCCAGGACAACAGCCAGGAGUACUGCGAGCUGCUGGCAUGCAAAUCGCCCAAAGCGCGCACGCCACGCACGCCGCACAGCCCACGCACGCCGCGCACACCGCGCACACCCAAAGCCACAGUUACGCCCAAGAAGUCGCUGCUGUUCGCCAGCGGCAAGGAGAACAUGCCCAGUCCGCCACAGAAGCCGCAGCCGCUCAAGGCGCGCAAUGUUUAGCGCAAGCAACUAUUUUAUACAUUUAAAUUAAACUACAUUUAGCUAAGGCACAACUAACUUUUUGCAUAUGAAAUACAUUUUAUAUAAAUG
Drosophila busckii is the source of this 2440-nucleotide messenger RNA. It is a transcript of the gene mira, whose product is annotated as rootletin. The record is from RefSeq and is a predicted model, not a curated record. The transcript has 2 exons. Bases 77 to 2350 code for a protein of 757 amino acids. Lineage: Eukaryota; Metazoa; Arthropoda; Insecta; Diptera; Drosophilidae.